Messenger RNA from Protopolystoma xenopodis, 1095 nucleotides. The record is from the annotation of a GenBank genome assembly. Lineage: Eukaryota; Metazoa; Platyhelminthes; Monogenea; Polystomatidea; Polystomatidae.
AUGAUACACUCUUUGGCGGGUGCACCGGACUGUCUCGAUAAUUGUGUAUACACACACACACACACACACACGCACAUUCACCAUCAAUCCAUCCACCCUCGGGCGGGCCGCAACUCAUUCCGUCCAGCUGACAACCGGGCACGCACACACACAGACCGCAGCCCGUACCUUUUCGCCCGGAGCAUUGGCCUCCUCCUCUGCUCCCAGGCCCGGCGAUUCGCCAGCUCGGUGAGCCCAGCUCUCUUUUCCCGCUCCUCGCUCUGCCCUUCCUCCUCUCCUUUCCUCCGUCCUCCUCCCGUCUUUCAUCGCGGCCAUCUUUCACCCGACCUCAAUGAAGCCACAGCGCGAGUCCUGCUGCCACUGGUUCGAGGCCCGCCGGCUCUAGGCCCGCUGCUUUCUACUCCCGCCUGCACUCUCCUCUCCCCUCCUUGCUCAUCUCGCCCCGCCGUCAUGCCGAGCGUGAGUUUGGCCAACUCACUCGACGAUGACUACAUCAGCGACCGGGUGCGGGCCUACAUCGCGUUCGCCGGCGACGAGCUCUUUGCGGCCGAGGCGCCGAGUCCGUUGACUCACUCGGAGGUGGUGAGCUCCGGGGGGUGUGCUGGCUCAGGGGCGACUGCGUCGUCGGCCUGCCCCGCCUCCGUGGCCAACAGCAACAGCCUGUCCACGCCGGGCGUCGAGAAAGGCGCGCCGCCGCACCAAUUCUCUUUCCAUGGCGCUCUGUCCGGCCCGAUGCCGUCCCACUCGGCCGUCACGUCGCCCUCCACCCUCGGCAAGUCGGCCUCGGGCCCCGGCAUGAACGGCGGCUCCGGCUUCUCGGCGCUCAGCGCCAACAGUCCGGCCGCCGGCCUCGGGCCCAGUCUGUCGUCAAGCGACUUCCACAGCCUGCAGAACUCGCCGUUCUACAACCACUAUCCGGUCGCCUCCAGCCUGCAGCAGAUGCACUGUCUCACGGGAAGUACCUCGCCCGGAUUGGGCGUCUCGCCGGGCGCCGCGACCUCCGCGUCGGGCGGCACCGCCGCGGCCACUCGCAGCUCCGCCAAUCGCAGCCUCCAGGACGCCUCGUUCUCGUCCAGCAACGGCUUCUACCUGCCC